UUGAUGUUGGGAGUCCUCGCCUUGUUUCGAGCUCAAAUGCACUAUUUGUUGCUGCCGAGCAACAUUACUUUCAACUUGCAGGGCCGCUCCACAGCAGAGCAACUUUUGUUUUGUUUUAUACUUUGGCCGUAUCUGAGCGCAACAAUUUAGGGAGGUUUGGGUUAAUAGGAAGUUUCAUUAAUUUUUUUCAAAGGAGCACUCCGCUGAUUAGGGUAAUUUUCAAAGCAACAUGCCUCAGCUCAGUAGUGGCGGAGGAGAUGAUCAAGGAGCAAACGAUGAAAUGAUAUCCUUCAAGGAUGAAGGCGAACAAGAUGAGAAAAUUCAAGAAAACGCUUUCACAGAAAGGGACUUAGCUGACCUCAAGUCGUCUCUGGUGAAUGAAUCGGAGACAAAUCAAAGUUCGAACGCAGCGGCGGUCAGACGAAGUCAGCAAAACGAACAUAGAGGUUAUCAAGAGAAACACCGGGAGCAUCUCGACAGCGUGUCCAAACAUCAAGAUGGAGGGAUGUAUAAAACAGCGUAUCCAGGGUACCCGUUUCUCAUGCUGCCUGACCCAUACAUCCCCAACGGAUCCGUGUCCCCAUCUUCCAACAAAGUUUCAGUGGUCCAACAGUCUCACGGGAUGCACCCCCUGACGUCCCUGCUGCCCUACAGCAACGACCACUUCAACCCCAGCCCCCCUCACCUGCCCACAGACAUGAGUCAGAAAGGCGUUCACAGGCCCCAGUCCCAAGACAUCUCAGGUUUCUACUCCCUACCCCCUGGCGGUGUAGGACAGAUGCCCCCCUCCAUGGGCUGGCAAAGUCAGCCUGUCUAUCCCCUGUCCUCAUGUGGAUUCAGACAGCCCUACUCCUCCAGUCUCCCCAACAGCUCUUCCUACCCCAGGUUCUCUCACUCUCUGAUGCUGGGGCCAGGCAUGCACCCCACGGGGAUCCCCCACCCAGCCAUCAUGCCCCCUUCAGGCAAACUGGACCAUUAUGACAGGAACAUGUACGCUAAGCCUCACCAGGAGCCCAAGCGGGAGAAGGAGCCCAAGAAGCCGGUGAUCAAGAAGCCUCUGAAUGCUUUCAUGCUGUACAUGAAGGAGAUGAGGGCCAAGGUGAUCGCUGAGUGCACACUGAAGGAGAGCGCUGCCAUCAACCAGAUACUGGGCCGAAGGUGGCACGCCCUGACCCGGGAGGAGCAGGCCAAGUACUAUGAGCUGGCCAGGAAGGAGCGGCAGCUACACAUGCAACUCUACCCCAGCUGGUCCGCCAGAGACAACUACGAUGCAGGCCUUAGAGGGUGCGCGGGGGAAAAGAGUAAAGCUGAUUGGGGCAAGAAGAAGAGAAGAAAAAGAGAGAAGCAGCAGGACUCCUCAGCAGACCCUGGCUCUCCUAAGAAAUGCAGAGCUCGCUUCGGCCUCAACCAACAAACGGACUGGUGCGGUCCCUGCAGGAGGAAAAAGAAGUGCAUUCGAUACCUUCAAGGAGGAUGGUGCACCAGCCCCACUUCUUCCGAUGGAAGCGCUAUAGACUCACCCCUCUCCCCCGUUGACGGCAUCCCCACUCAGCCUGCUUCCCCCUUGCACAACCUCCUGCACCUCCUGCCCAGCAAACACACACCCCUUAUCCUCUCAAAAUCCACGACCACAGAACUGUCUUUCAAAGCUUUAAUAGAAUCAUCCCAACAGCACGACAAUAUCCAUCAUCAUCAUGACUGUACCCUGCCCAAGUCUCACUAGCCAGCAGCCUCACCUGCCCUGUCCCCUCUCACACUGCCUCCCACCAUUCCAACACACAGACACAACCCAACCCAAUCAGGACCAGACCUGGAGUGGGAAGCAACACACUGGAGACAGACCUUCACCACAAAUAUCCCCAAACAACAAGGGAGCCUACGAGUCUGGGAGAGGAUCAAGGAUGACAUUCACAUCAAUAUGACUGACUGACACAUGACUGAUUUAUUAAGUGCUCAUGUCAUUUUCACAUUGCUGUACUGAAGGCAGUACUGUAUGUACAGGGAUGACUGCUUCUAUUCAAACUGCCUCAAGUCAAAUUGAUUCCUUUUCCAAAGAUUUUUACAGAGUACUGUGCUCCUCCUUUUCAUAAGACUUACAUUCAGAUGUGUCAAAGGAACCUUUUCCAACAUAUAGUAUUUAUAUUGAUUAACAAUGUGAUAUAAGGUUGAAACUAUAAGGUAGAAAUGAUAUAUUUUUUCGCUGAGUAAACAUGUCUCCCCUUGGAGAGAAUCAUCUCUAUGUUAUAUUCAUUU
Oncorhynchus gorbuscha (pink salmon) is the source of this 2253-nucleotide messenger RNA. RefSeq names its product transcription factor 7-like 2. The coding region runs from base 230 to 1723 and encodes 497 amino acids. Gene Ontology annotation, biological process: canonical Wnt signaling pathway; regulation of transcription by RNA polymerase II. The record is from RefSeq and is a predicted model, not a curated record. Gene Ontology annotation, molecular function: DNA-binding transcription factor activity, RNA polymerase II-specific; RNA polymerase II cis-regulatory region sequence-specific DNA binding. NCBI's taxonomy places the organism in Eukaryota, Metazoa, Chordata, Actinopteri, Salmoniformes, Salmonidae. Gene Ontology annotation, cellular component: beta-catenin-TCF complex. The transcript has 13 exons.